This is a messenger RNA of Apodemus sylvaticus (European woodmouse), 7238 nucleotides long. It is a transcript of the gene Pcnx1, whose product is annotated as pecanex 1. The transcript has 36 exons. Gene Ontology annotation, cellular component: membrane. Lineage: Eukaryota; Metazoa; Chordata; Mammalia; Rodentia; Muridae. The record is from RefSeq and is a predicted model, not a curated record. Bases 21 to 7004 code for a protein of 2327 amino acids.
GGCGGCGACGCCGGGUGGGGAUGGGGUCGCAGACGCUGCAGAUCCUCCGGCAGGGGGUGUGGGCCGCGCUGAGCGGCGGCUGGUACUACGACCCGCACCAGGCCACCUUCGUGAACGCGCUCCACCUCUACCUGUGGCUCUUUCUGCUCGGCCUGCCCUUCACGCUUUACAUGGCCCUUCCUUCUUCGAUGAUUAUAGUAGCAGUUUAUUGUCCUGUGGUAGCUGCUGUUUUCAUUGUUCUGAAGAUGGUCAACUAUCGACUACACAGAGCACUUGAUGCUGGAGAAAUUGUAGAUCGGAGUGCUGAGUUCACAGGUCAGCGAGCCAAAGCUGAACAAGGCAACUGUUCAACAAGGAGGAAGGACAGCAAUGGUCCAAGUGAUCCUGGUGGAGGGAUUGAGAUGUCAGAAUUCAUUCGAGAGGCCACACCUCCGGUUGGCUGCAGUUCAAGAAAUUCUUACGCUGGUCUAGACCCAAGCAAUCAGAUUGGAUCUGGAUCCUCUCGACUCGGAACAGCAGCAACUAUUAAAGGAGACACGGACACUGCUAAGACCUCUGAUGACAUAAGCUUGAGUCUGGGCCAGAGCUCUAGUCUGUGUAAAGAAGGAAGCGAAGAACAAGAUUUGGCGACUGAUCGCAAGCUUUUCCGCCUGGUCUCCAAUGACUCCUUCAUUUCUAUUCAGCCAUCCUUAUCCUCUUGUGGACAGGACUUACCAAGGGACUUUAGUGACAAAGUGAGCCUGCCAAGUCAUAGCCAGCACCACCGUGUCGAUCAGUCACUGUGCAGUGCCUGUGACACAGAAGUGGCUUCUCUUGUACCUUUACAUUCACACUCUUACAGGAAGGAGCACCGGCCGCGAGGAGUGCCGCGGACUUCCAGCUCUGCCGUGGCUUUUCCUGACGCAUCACUGAGUGGCCUUCCUCUCUACCAGCAGCAGCAGAGACGGGGGUUAGACCCUGUUACUGAGUUAGACUCAUGUAAGCCUCACUCAGGCACUAAGGAGUCUUCAGUGGGGAAGUCCUGCCCUCCUGCACAGUCUCAGCCUGCUGCUGACCGGAGAAAAAGUAACUCUCAACAACCCACAAAGUGCGGGAAGAACAGGGCGCUGAGUGCUGAAAAGAGUGUGGACAGUCUCAGGAGCCUGAGCACGCGGAGUAGCGGGUCCACCGAGAGCUACUGCAGUGGGACCGACAGGGACACCAACAGCACCCUCAGCAGCUAUAAAAGUGAGCAGACCAGCUCCACCCACAUCGAGAGCAUCUUGUCUGAGCAUGAGGAAUCUCCUAAAGUGGUAGACCAGAGUACCGGGAAGAAAGGGUGUGGUGCUGACUCAGUGGAAGAGAGGAGCCACGGGGCUGCUGACCCAAGGACUAGCAGUGACAAGACUGCCCCAGAGGGGAGCACACCUGCUGGGCCUCCCGAGACCCCAGAUGCUCAGGCCUCUGAGGAGAUGCCUGACCAGGUUGCUCCCAGCAGUUCUGCAUCAGAAGAUGCCAAUAAAAACCCCCACGCGAAUGAGUUUACUGUCCCUGGGGACAGCCCAGCUGAGCAAAGUACAGAGAGCAGAGAGGAGCAGGGUGAGAAGCCCAGCCUUUGCACAGAUGCCAACGCUUGUAAAGACGAUGGUGGGAAGCAGAAGGAAGGAGACGUCCGACCCAAAUCCUCCAACGUAAUCCACCGGACAACUUCUGCCCACAAGCCAGGCAGGAGGCGCACAGGAAAGAAACGGGCCAGCAGUUUUGACUCCAGUCGCCAUAGGGACUACGUUUCCUUCCGCGGAGUCUCUGGAACCAAGCCGCACAGUGCUGUAUUUUGUCAUGAUGAGGACUCUAGUGAUCCAAGCGACUUGAGCAGAGCACCCAGUGUUCAUUCUGCUCACCAGUUCAGCAGCGACAGCUCUUCCAGUGCCACUUCUCAUGCCUGCCAGUCUCCCGAGGGCAAAUACAGUGCCCUCAAGAGCAAACAUGGCCAUAAGUCCCGGGGCACAGACUCCGACCACACGCAUAGAGCUCAUCUAGGCCCUGAGGGAACCAUCAAAAAGAGGGCCUCUCGGAGGUCUUCCAGCACAAACAGUGCCAAGACGCGGGCUCGGGUGCUGAGCUUGGAUAGUGGCACCGUGGCCUGUUUGAAUGACUCAAACAAGCUGCUGGCACCAGACAGUAUAAAGCCCUUAACCACUUCAAAGUCAGAUCUUGAGGCCAAAGAGGGAGAGGUGCUGGAUGAGCUGUCUUUACUGGGCAGGGCUUCCCAGUUAGAGACAGUCACACGGUCCAGGAAUAGUUUGCCAAGCCAGGUUGCAUUUCCUGAAGGGGAAGAGCAAGAUGCAGCCACUGGAGCAGCACAGGCCAGCGAGGAGGCAGUGGCCUUUCGCCGUGAACGCAGCACAUUUAGGCGCCAGGCAGUACGGCGCCGGCACAAUGCAGGGAGUAACCCUACCCCUCCUGCCUUGCUCGUCGGAUCGCCCCUAAGCCUUCAAGAUGGUCAGCAAGGCCAGCAGUCCACAGCCCAGGUCAAAGUCCAGUCCUGCCCCCCAUCCCAGGCUGCAGUGCUCAGUGCUAGUGCCUCCUUGCUGGUGAGAAAAGGGAGUGUCCACUUAGAAGCCUCACAUGACCAUGCAUCUGCCGUAGGCGGUAGCAGUUUGCACGAUGAACUUGGUAAGUUCUCGUCUACACUCUACGAGACGGGUGGCUGUGACAUGUCACUUGUGAAUUUCGAACCAGCAGCAAGAAGAGCAUCCAACAUCUGUGACACAGAUUCUCAUGUAUCAAGUUCUACCUCAGUUCGAUUUUAUCCACAUGAUAUGCUUUCUCUCCCACAGAUUCGGUUGAAUAGACUGUUGACCAUUGACACAGAUCUGUUGGAGCAGCAGGACAUUGACCUAAGCCCUGACUUGGCAGCUACUUAUGGCCCCACAGAAGAAGCUGCCCAAAAAGUUAAGCACUAUUACCGCUUUUGGAUCCUGCCCCAGCUGUGGAUUGGCAUUAACUUUGACAGACUCACUCUGCUGGCGCUUUUUGAUAGAAACCGUGAGAUCCUGGAGAAUAUAUUAGCUGUUGUCCUGGCUAUUCUUGUGGCUUUUUUGGGAUCCAUCCUUCUCAUCCAAGGCUUCUUCAGAGACAUCUGGGUGUUCCAGUUCUGCCUGGUGAUAGCUAGCUGCCAGUACUCACUGCUCAAGAGUGUUCAACCUGAUUCUUCCUCUCCUAGACAUGGUCAUAAUCGCAUUAUUGCCUACAGUAGACCAGUUUACUUCUGUUUAUGUUGUGGUCUCAUUUGGCUCUUGGAUUAUGGCAGCAGAAACCUAACUACAAGCAAGUUCAAGUUAUAUGGAGUAACCUUCACCAAUCCACUGGUGCUUCUGUCAGCCAGGGAUUUGGUUAUAGUGUUUACACUCUGUUUCCCAAUAGUGUUUUUCAUUGGUCUCCUGCCUCAGGUGAACACGUUUGUAAUGUACCUUUGUGAACAGUUGGAUAUCCAUAUCUUUGGUGGGAAUGCCACCACCAGCCUGCUGGCAGCACUGUACAGUUUCCUAUGCAGCAUCGUGGCCGUCGCCUUGCUGUAUGGGUUGUGCUACGGAGCUUUAAGGGAUUCCUGGGAUGGCCAGCACAUUCCUGUACUUUUCUCUGUUUUCUGUGGUUUGUUAGUGGCGGUGUCCUAUCACCUCAGCCGGCAAAGCAGUGACCCAUCUGUACUCUUCUCUUUGAUGCAAUCUAAGAUUUUUCCAAAAACUGAUGAGAAGAACCCAGAAGACCCUCUGUCUGAAGUGAGAGACCCACUUCCCGAGAAGCUAAGCAAUUCUGUUAGUGAGCGUUUACAAUCCGACCUGGUAGUGUGCAUCGUUAUUGGUGUGCUGUAUUUCGCUAUCCAUGUGAGCACAGUGUUCACAGCAUUGCAGCCUGCUCUCAAGUACGUGCUGUACGCCCUGGUUGGCGUCGUCGGGCUCGUAACCCAUUAUGUGUUGCCUCAAGUAAGGAAGCAGCUACCGUGGCACUGCCUCUCCAGGCCGCUGCUCCAGACGGCCGAGCACAAGCAGUAUGAAGUUCGAAAUGCAGCCACCAUGAUGUGGUUCGAAAAACUUCAUGUGUGGCUUCUUUUUGUGGAGAAGAAUAUCAUCUAUCCACUGAUUGUCCUCAACGAACUUAGCAGCAGUGCAGAGACAAUUGCCAGCCCAAAGAAACUAGAUACAGAGUUGGGAGCUUUGAUGAUCACCAUCGCUGGCCUGAAGCUGCUGCGCUCCUCCUUCAGCAGCCCCACGUACCAGUACAUCACCGUCAUCUUCACUGUGCUCUUUUUCAAGUUUGACUAUGAAGCCUUCUCAGAGACGAUGCUACUGGACCUCUUCUUCAUGUCUAUCCUGUUCAGCAAGCUUUGGGAACUCCUCUAUAAGCUGCAGUUCGUGUACACCUAUGUCGCUCCCUGGCAGAUCACGUGGGGCUCUGCAUUCCACGCGUUUGCUCAGCCCUUUGCGGUGCCCCACUCGGCUAUGCUGUUCGUUCAGGCGGUCGUGUCGGCCUUCUUCUCAACACCACUAAACCCCUUCCUGGGGAGCGCCAUAUUCAUCACCUCCUAUGUCAGGCCUGUCAAGUUCUGGGAGAGAGACUACAACACAAAACGUGUAGACCAUUCAAAUACCAGAUUGGCUUCUCAGCUUGAUAGAAAUCCAGGAUCAGAUGACAACAAUCUGAAUUCUAUCUUCUAUGAACAUUUGACCAGAUCCCUCCAGCACAGUCUUUGUGGUGAUUUGCUGCUAGGACGGUGGGGAAACUAUAGUACCGGGGACUGUUUCAUCCUUGCCUCGGACUAUCUCAAUGCAUUAGUACACCUCAUAGAGAUAGGCAACGGCCUGGUCACUUUCCAGCUGCGGGGACUUGAGUUCAGAGGUACCUACUGUCAGCAGCGGGAAGUGGAAGCCAUCACAGAAGGAGUGGAAGAAGAUGAAGGGUUUUGCUGUUGUGAGCCUGGCCAUGUUCCCCAUGUGCUUUCCUUUAAUGCUGCGUUUGGCCAGCGCUGGCUGGCAUGGGAAGUUGUUGUCACUAAGUACAUUCUGGAAGGCUACAGCAUCACUGACAACAGUGCUGCUUCCAUGCUUCAAGUCUUUGACCUUCGCCGAGUUCUUACCACCUACUAUGUCAAGGGUAUCAUUUAUUAUGUCACAACCUCCUCCAAGUUGGAGGAGUGGCUGGCCAAUGAGACAAUGCAGGAAGGAUUGCGUCUGUGUGCAGACCGCAACUAUGUUGACGUGGACCCGACUUUUAACCCAAACAUCGACGAGGACUAUGACCAUCGAUUGGCAGGCAUAUCUCGGGAGAGUUUCUGUGUGAUUUACCUCAACUGGAUAGAGUACUGCUCUUCCCGGAGAGCUAAGCCACUUGAUGUAGAUAAAGAUUCAUCUCUGGUGACUCUUUGUUAUGGACUCUGUGUUCUGGGACGAAGAGCUUUGGGAACAGCCUCCCACCAUAUGUCCAGUAACCUGGAGUCCUUCCUCUAUGGAUUGCAUGCCCUGUUUAAAGGGGACUUCCGGAUUUCUUCAGUCCGAGACGAGUGGAUCUUUGCUGACAUGGAGCUGCUGAGAAAAGUUGUCGUGCCUGGAAUCCGUAUGUCCAUUAAACUCCAUCAGGAUCAUUUCACAUCCCCAGAUGAGUAUGAGGACCCCACUGUGCUCUACGAAGCCAUCGUGUCUCACGAGAAGAACCUUGUGAUAGCCCAUGAAGGGGACCCUGCAUGGCGGAGCGCAGUCCUUGCCAACUCUCCCUCCUUGCUGGCUCUGCGGCAUGUCAUGGACGAUGGCACCAAUGAGUACAAGAUCAUCAUGCUCAACCGGCGCUACCUGAGCUUCAGGGUCAUUAAGGUGAAUAAGGAAUGUGUCCGCGGUCUCUGGGCAGGCCAGCAGCAGGAGCUAGUUUUCCUCCGGAACCGGAACCCAGAGAGAGGCAGCAUCCAGAAUGCCAAGCAGGCACUGCGAAACAUGAUAAACUCGUCUUGUGAUCAGCCUAUUGGCUACCCGAUCUUCGUGUCACCCCUCACAACAUCUUACUCUGACAGCCAUGACCAGCUCAAAGAAAUUCUUGGGGGACCAAUCAGCUUGGGAAACAUCUGGAACUUCAUAGUGUCCACCUGGCACAGGCUAAGGAAAGGCUGUGGAGCUGGCUGUAACAGUGGUGGCAAUAUUGAAGAUUCUGACACUGGAGGUGGGACAUCCUGUCCUGGUAACAAUGCAACCACUGCCAGUGAUCCCCACAACAAUGUGUCCCAAGGAAGCACUGAACACCCAGGACAGGGAACAGGAUCCGGACUCCACCCGCCCACCACAUCAUAUCCUCCAACACUAGGCACUAGCCACAGUGCCCACUCAGUGCAGGCCAGUCUGGUCAGACAGUCACCGGCACGCGCCUCCAUGGCCAGCCAGUCUUCCUACUGCUACAGCAGCCGCCAUUCGUCCCUCCGCAUGUCCACCACGGGGUUUGUGCCCUGCCGGCGCUCCUCCACCAGCCAGAUAUCACUUCGAAACCUGCCAUCAUCCAUCCAGUCCCGCCUCUCCAUGGUGAACCAGAUGGAGGCUGUUGGCUCGGGCGGCGUGGGCUGUGUGCAGCAUGGCCUGCCGUCCUCCAGCAGCUCCAGCCAGAGCAUCCCGGCCUGCAAGCAUCACACCCUCGUAGCCUUCCUGGGGACCGAGGGUGGUCAGAGCGGUGCCACUGAGGCCCAGCCAGGCAACACCUCAAGUCCUGCCAACAUUUCACAUGCCAGAAAGGGGGAAGUGAUUUACAGAGUCCAGAUUGUGGAUCUCAGUCAGAUUCUGGAAGGGAUCAACCUGUCAAAAAGGAAGGAGCUGCAGUGGCCCGAUGAAGGGAUUCGGUUAAAAGCUGGAAGAAACAGCUGGAAAGACUGGAGUCCUCAGGAGGGCAUGGAAGGCCAUUUAUUAGGUGGUUCACCGAUGGGUGCCUUGCAGCAGAGACCCAAGCACAAGGUCCCACAUCGACAAGACAGUGCUUCUUGUCCAGAUCGAUGACAAAUAUGUGACUAUAAUUGAAACCGGGGUAUUAGAACUGGGGGCAGAAGUGUGAGCCGUGCUGCAUGCCUGGCUUCCCAGCCCUGGAGAGAAAGCAAGGUUGCGGAAGACCUAUUGCGGGACCGGCCACCCGCCCUUCGCAGCAAAGACUUGACCAGUAACUGGUUAAGCUCCUCUCCACCCUGAGUCCUGUCACUGUCUUCAUCCCCAAAUAAAGCUGAAAUAUUUUUUUAA